AUGUACUCAGGGAUUUCUAGCCAUCGCCUCUGGUGGGGCGGCCUUCAGAGGAGACUCCACCUGAACCAGCCAGUGUUGGGAAGGCAGCACCUUCAGCAUCUGUGUGUCAAAGUUGGGGACCGGGCUGAACUCAGCAGAGCCUUCACACAGAGGGACGUUGCUGUCUUCGCACAAUUGACAGGUGAUAUCAACCCUUUGCAUUUAAAUGAAGACUUCGCAAAGCAAACCAAGUUUGGGAGGCCAAUUGUGCAUGGAGUUUUGAUCAAUGGACUUAUUUCCACCCUCCUGGGUACUAAAAUGCCAGGCCCAGGCUGUGCAUUCCUUUCUCAGGAAAUUAACUUCCCAGCUCCUUUAUAUGUUGGAGAAGUUGUUACAGCAACUGCAGAAGUGAAAAAGCUAAAGCGAUUCAUUGCUUUUAUUCAAGUAUCUUGUUCUGUUAUAGAAAGUAAAAAAACUGUUAUGGAAGGCUUGGUUAAAGUUAUGGUCCCAGAAGCUCUUAAACCCUGA
Elephantulus edwardii (Cape elephant shrew) is the source of this 507-nucleotide messenger RNA. RefSeq names its product hydroxyacyl-thioester dehydratase type 2, mitochondrial-like. The transcript has a single exon. The record is from RefSeq and is a predicted model, not a curated record. Lineage: Eukaryota; Metazoa; Chordata; Mammalia; Macroscelidea; Macroscelididae. Bases 1 to 507 code for a protein of 168 amino acids.